CCCGAAACUCGUGAUUUACGGACGGAGGUGUGUCUUGCCGCCCUGAGGAAGAAAUAUGCGCAUCCGUCCAGUAUUGACUGAGUCAGGAACAGCCUCUGGACCUAGUCUAGAAUUGGCAUUUCAUUAGCGCUUAUAACCUUGGAUGCACAGGUCUAUGCUUCACUUGUUCCCCACCUACAUCAUUCCCAACCGAACCGCAGAGACGUCCUCGAAACAUGACCCCAAGUGGCUUUUUUAAGGGAGAUACAAGCAUGGAAAUCAUUGCAAUUAUCGCUAGCUCAGGGAAUGAUGUCAACACUGUCCGAGAUGCAGUGAUAAUGUACAUUGUUGCCAAAAGGAACAAGGGUCGCUCUGAACAACAUAUACACGAGAAAUUAGAAAAAUUGGAGCGGAAGUUCAAGGACAUAGAGGCAUUACAUCCAGCCUGGAGAGACGCUCGAGCUUUAUUCCAACUUCGAAAGUCUGAGCACAUCCCCAUCCCCAUGUCCAUCGUCCGUCAACAAGAAAACGAGCAGCGUCGAAAAUUGGAGUGGGAGUUGUCCUCUGUUAUACCGUCGAGCCCUGCUGCUUCUUCCGCAUCAAAUUACACAUCCUCUGCUGCAUCGAAUCGUCUUUCAUCAGUGCCGUCGACUUACAGCCCUGCUGCUUCUUCCGCAUCGAAUUACACAUCGUCUGCUGCAUCGAAUCGUCUUUCGUCAGUGCCGUCGACUUACAGCUCGUCAGUACGUCUCAGCUGGGAGGGUAAAAAUGAUUUACCACGAGCCGAGGAAGAUAAACCAAUAGAACAUUCCGUUCUCACUCGUACCCGCCGAGAUACAGCACUGUCGUUGCUCUCCGAGUACUCUGAUGACUCGGAGCCCGAUGACCAAGUGUUCACUUCGCCAUCAGGCGAUACACAGACCUAGCAUGUGUUGGAAGGGGUCUGGGCCUCUUUAACUCGUUGUCCCGUUGCGCAUUGGACCUCUAUAUUCUGUGUCUCUCUUCC
This is a messenger RNA of Suillus paluster, 985 nucleotides long. RefSeq lists its product as uncharacterized. NCBI's taxonomy places the organism in Eukaryota, Fungi, Basidiomycota, Agaricomycetes, Boletales, Suillaceae. Bases 216 to 905 code for a protein of 229 amino acids. The transcript is spliced from 3 exons. The record is from RefSeq and is a predicted model, not a curated record.